UGCGAGUCAUCAUAUACUACACGCGGUUUUAGAGAUAGGGAGUUUUUAAAGCGAUAUUAAAUACAAGUGAAAGUGAUAUCAACGUAAUAUGGACAGUUUUACUUAAUAGAGUUUAAAUCACUAUUACGAUGUAAUGUUGUAAGGUAAAUAAUAUUUAUUUUGAAUUUAUCAAGUGAUAAUGGACUCUAUGGAGAUGAGUUCUGAUAUAUAGUUGUGUGUUUGUGCUAUUGAUCAAUCUCAGGCAUUCAGGGCCUAGUCGCAAGAUGUGUAUGGAGUCGGAAAUACGAGGACCGAAAACUUUCCUCAUAUAACAUAUGUGUUACGUGUUUCAUAGUGCGUGUGACAAAAGUGUCAAUGUGUUUGUUAUGUGGUCAUUGGCUACAGAACAGAUGAAUCGACGAGGGUAUUCAAAUAUAAUAACGACAGCUGUCCAAUGAAAAUUAAAAUGCUUCUUAUCAUUGGAAUUAUAUAUGGAUGUUUUUCAACAGUGUCUCCACAAUUACCACCUGGAUUCAGUUUACCGGCCAUCACUCAUGUAGACCGUAAUUGGUUUGUCAUGUCCAAUGACCCCAUCGGUUCUGUGGUUACAAAAGUUUAUAGUGAUCGUACUGGAACACAAAAUGUAAAAUACGGUUUGGAGACUUUUGGGCCUCCAACUCCUUUUAAAAUUGAUCCCGUUUCCGGUAUAGUUACUGUCAAUGAUACUUUAAAAGACAAGGAAAACCGAACUUAUUCACUAUGGGUAACGGCAUUCGAUGGUUCAUCAAUACCUCAGCGGACAGAAGUUAUAGCCUCUAUUACAGAUAAAUCUGGUUUUCGACCCAAUGUACCCCGACCGCCACCCUUUGCUAUUCCCAAUUAUCCUACCGUUCCAAUGCCACCAAAAUUUCCUAGACCUUCACAAAGUACUCAACUAACAGAGACACAAACUGAAAAAACAGUACUUGACACAACUACGGCAAUGAUCUCAACAACAAUACCAUUAGAAAAAGAACAAGAUAAUGAAAAGAGAGAUAGAAUACAAAAUGAAGAAAACAAAAAAAAUAUUACUAAACUGGCAGUCGAAGAGACUUCGAUGGGAACUGAUAUGCCUUUAACGGUUAUACCUCUUAUAGCUAUUGGUGGAUUAGUUAUAAUUGUCGCUGGAGUAAUAAUAUUUGUUUGGAAAAAGAACAGUGUUAAUGCGAAGAUAAAAAAGGAUGACAUGAGCAAAGACUCAAGUGGCAUCGUGUUACAAGACGCAACUAUGAACUUAUGGGACCGUCCCCGUGCAUAUUCUAAUCGUUACGAAUCCUGGGAUAGCAACCACUUACAGGCAUCUGAAGAGACAACAAUCAGCAAAGAAGAGCCUCGGGAUGCUUGGGAAUUUCCGCGACAUCGCCUUAGGAUAUUUAAUAUUGUCGGCGAAGGUGCCUUUGGUCAAGUAUGGAGAGCCCAGGCCAUUGAUAUUGAUGGUAAGAAAGGAGAGCAAACGGUGGCUGUGAAAACACUCAAAGAAAAUGCAUCAGAAAAAGAAAAGGCAGAUUUAUUACAAGAAUUGAAUGUGAUGAAGAAUUUGGGAACACAUCCCAAUGUCGUUCGUCUCAUAGCUUGUUGUACAGAUAUGGAACCAACCCUUGUGAUAAUGGAAUUUGUGAGUUUGGGUAAGCUUCAACAAUUCCUUCGAGAUUCUCGCGCUGAGCGUCACUACGGAAAUACUCACGGGGGUAGCCAAUUUCUGACGUCACGGGAUUUAACGCAUUUCGCCUUCCAAGUAGCGAGGGGCAUGGACUUUUUGAGUUCCAAAGGGAUCAUACACAGAGAUUUAGCGGCGCGUAACGUACUGAUUAACGACGAAAGAACGUGCAAGGUUGCAGACUUUGGUUUCGCUAGAGACAUCGGUGGCACCCACGUGUAUGAAAGGAAAAGUGAUGGACGCUUACCUAUUAGAUGGAUGGCACCAGAGUCACUGUACGAUGAUAUAUUUAGUGUUAAGUCAGAUAUAUGGAGCUUUGGUGUCCUUCUUUGGGAGAUUGUGACGCUAGGCUCGACUCCUUAUCCUGGUUUGUCCGCAGGGGAUGUUAUGAAAAAAGUACGAGAAGGUCAUCGCUUAGAAAAGCCAGAACAUUGUAGAAGAGAAUUAUACAAUAUAAUGUAUUACUGUUGGGAAGAAGACCCAACAUCACGGCCUGACUUCAAAGAGGUUGUUGAAAUGUUAGAAAAGUUAUUAUGUACUGAAAUGGACUAUAUAGAACUUGAAAGAUUUCCUGACCACUCCUAUUAUAAUGUUCAACAUUUGGAUGGAGAAAAGUUGUAAUUAUAUUUAAGGUCAAUAGAGUUCAACAGAUGGUGAUUAUUAAAAAUAAUUGAUGGAUAUCAAAUGACUCAUUAUAGUAUGCAUUUUUGUGAUUUGAAAAUUUAAGGUGUAAUAUUAAAAAUCUAUUCCCAUUCAUUCCAUUCAUAUUUCAUUACUAUACUUAAAUUAAACUAUAUAUAUACUUUCAUUAAACUAUCCUCGAUAAAAGAAAAGCAAUUUGUCAUCAUAAUUUCUAGUAUAUGAGGAAUUCUACUCUAUUUCUGAGUUUUAUAAAAUUAUUUACAAGUCAUGAAACAUAUUUGUUUUUCCAAAAUAAAGGUUAUCAAGUAUCAAAAUUGUUGUAUCGGCUCUAAUUUAUUUCCGAAGCGCCAACGAAGGAAAUAUUCUACGUAAUUACACAAUAACAAUUUCAUAUGAAUCGCUUAUUUUAAAAGCUCUACUCGAAUAUUUAGUCUUUUCCCUAAGAAAAUUUAUAAUAUUUAUGUUAUUAAACAAGAAUUUUGUAAUUAUCUGUAAUUAAUCAAGUAAGACAAUCAUUUAAAAUUCCGGGAAAAAGAAAAAUAAACGUAACAAGACUAUAAUAUUAAAAAAUUAAUUUAGUAAUAAUGGCUCUGAUUAGGUUUUUAAAAGCCUAGCUUUGGAUUCUCUAUGGCUUAGACACUUUUUCCAAUUCAUGUUUAAUAAUGCACAUAUAAUUUUGAAAUACUUUUGAGAUUUAAAUGCUAUUUUGUUUACACAACAUUCUGUUACAGAAUAGUGAAAUAUAUUGAUAAAUAAUGAAAAGAGAUUAUAUAGCUUGUAAUUUUUACUUUAUUGUAUCAAAUUUAGAAACUAGUCCUGCCAAAUUUUUUAUACUUUUACUACCUAUGUUAAACAUUGUAAAUAAACCAUUGAUUAUCAUAAUAUGAUUAUGUACUUAUAUUAAUAAAUAUAAUUUCACUGA
Danaus plexippus (monarch butterfly) is the source of this 3239-nucleotide messenger RNA. It is a transcript of the gene Cad96Ca, whose product is annotated as tyrosine kinase receptor Cad96Ca. Gene Ontology annotation, biological process: cell surface receptor protein tyrosine kinase signaling pathway; multicellular organism development; homophilic cell-cell adhesion. Bases 434 to 2296 code for a protein of 620 amino acids. NCBI's taxonomy places the organism in Eukaryota, Metazoa, Arthropoda, Insecta, Lepidoptera, Nymphalidae. Gene Ontology annotation, molecular function: calcium ion binding; ATP binding; transmembrane receptor protein tyrosine kinase activity. The record is from RefSeq and is a predicted model, not a curated record. Gene Ontology annotation, cellular component: membrane; signaling receptor complex. The transcript has 11 exons.